Molecule: messenger RNA, 5657 nt
Organism: Patella vulgata (common limpet)
Lineage: Eukaryota; Metazoa; Mollusca; Gastropoda; Patellidae
Product: elongation of very long chain fatty acids protein 4
Exons: 2
Coding region: 289-1155 (288 amino acids)
Biological process (GO): fatty acid elongation, polyunsaturated fatty acid; fatty acid elongation, saturated fatty acid; sphingolipid biosynthetic process
Cellular component (GO): endoplasmic reticulum membrane
Molecular function (GO): fatty acid elongase activity
Source: RefSeq, a predicted model, not a curated record
CACACAUGUCCCCUAGUAUAUUAUUAUAUAUACCAUAUAUUCCCAGUCUAUAUAUCACACUUUAUUAGUAUUAAAUAAGUGAUAUACAACAGUCUGGUUACAUACCAUGGUUUUGUGAAUAGAGCUGAUUGUGAAAUAACUGUGUAUUAUUGGCAAUAGCUGCACGAGAGACAGUCAAUAUACCACACUCCAGACCUCAAGGUACGGUAUUGUGGAAUGAUAAAAUCUGAAAGCUGAUAACCAUACCAGUAUUUUACUAAUUUAGCAAAAACAUCAACGACUGCCAUCAUGGAUUUAAUCACGGAUAAAAUCACAGAACUUCAGGAAUUUUAUGAUGGCGCCCUUAAAUUAUCUGAUGAUCGUGUUGCAAACUGGUUGCUCAUGGGAAGCUACAUGCCUACGUUGAUGCUAACAGCUCUUUACUUAGUGUUCGUGUUGGUUGUACCAAAAUUAAUGGCCAAACGAGAAGCCAUCGACUGUAAACGAGCCUUAAUGGUUUAUAAUUUUAGUUUAAUUAUUUUAAACUUACAUACAUGUACAGAGUUGUUGAUUAAUUCAUACCAUCUAGGUUAUAGUUACAUAUGUCAACCCGUGUCUUAUAGUAAUAACCCCCGCGAGAUACGCAUCGCGAAGGCCUUGUGGUGGUUCUAUUUUUCGAAAGUGUUGGAAAUGCUGGAUACUGUGUUUUUUAUUUUACGUAAGAAGAACAAUCAGGUUAGUUUUCUCCACGUUUAUCAUCACGCCACCAUGUUCCCCAUCUGGUGGAUCGGAAUAAAGUGGGUCGCUGGAGGACAAUCAUUCUUUGGAGCCAUGAUGAAUUCCUUCAUUCACGUAUUGAUGUACACAUACUACGGAGUUUCAGCUCUCGGACCACAGUUCCAGAAAUUCCUAUGGUGGAAGCGUUACCUUACCAGAAUUCAACUGAUCCAAUUUGUCAUCGGAAUCACCCAUGCUGUUCAGUCACUAGUAUUUGGAUGUGAUUUCCCGGCCUGGAUGCACUGGGCUCUCAUCUUUUACGGUUUUAGCAUCCUCUUUCUCUUCCUGAACUUUUAUUUCCACGCUUAUAUCAAGGCUCAAAAGGACAAAAAACAAAAACAUGUUAAAAAUGGAAAACCACAAACUAAUGGUCAUGUUGAAUCAAAGAAAAAAUUAUAGGAGUUUUUUUCGUUAUCUACUUUUCAUUUUCAUUGAUAUUUAAUAAGCAUGACUAACUUUAUUAUACAGGAGACACUCGGCAAACCUCGGCAGAUUCCGGUACCCUACAUCUAUCCUCGGCUGUAUGACAGUAAGUGAUAUGUACCUACGCCUAUACAUUUGCGAUGCGGCACCGGUUUACUUAUAAGGGAAACUUGCCCGCGUUUACAAAGAAGUUCUCAAAAUUGCGUCGUUCGAAGAGUGUGUAGAAUUUUCAGUGCAAAUUUGUCAGUGCAAAUCGGAUAAACUUGAAAGAAAAACAGCUUCAAACUUUGAAAAUUUUGUAAGAUGAAACAUUCUUCAAAUACGUCGUCAUCAAUGACGUCAGUGGUCGUCAGGGACAACGCCAUUGUAAUCUGGGAACUUGAAAGUAGUUCUAAUGGCGGACUUUGUCAUACAGCCGAGAUUAGAUGUAGGGUACUAGAAUCUGUUGAGGUUUGCCGAGUGAUACAGGAGAAUGCUAGAUCAGAGACGGUCCUGUUCAUAUGACGUCAUAUGUGGAUUGUGUGUUAGGGUAAAGGUUAGGCUUGGUCCAGGGUUAGGGUUAGCACUAGCCACUAGUCCUGUUUACAUCUCGAGAAAUAAGUAGGUCCUAAGCCUAACCAUAUGACGUCAUGUGCUAAAAUAUGCAAGACUGUCUCCGAUCUACCGUUCUCCCUAUACCGUAUAUACAUUGUAAGUUCUGUUUCUUGUAUGGCUGUUAUUAUGUAAUAUCGCAAGCCUGGAUUAAAGGGGCACCUGUCACAGACAACAUCAGGCACAAACGUCAGGCACAAUCCCACUGGCGCCUGUCAUUAUGUCUGGUACAAAUUUAUCUAUUUUCUGUGUUUUUAUUCAAUCUUUGGCAUUAAGUUGAAAAUGGCAGGAAUUAGUUCAUAAGAGUCUGACAUUUUGUCAGGUACAUGUACAACUAAACCUAUUAUAUCCUGGCCAGGCUGGUAUAUUAGCUUCUAUCAGAUUGAACACCUGUAGUAUUCCAAAGUCUUAAUCCACAAAAACAAAACUUAAACUAUUAUUAUUUAAGAAUGUAACCAUUUCAUUGGGUGGGGGGUUAAUAUUCUAGCACUAAUGUUACUGCUCCCCGAACUUAAGCCUUUGGCCAUUGAAAGGGCCGAGUUCUUAAAUUAUUUUAGUUUUAAGUUUUUGUGAAUGAGACCCUGGUUAUUUAAAGAUGCAUUAUGUAAGAGCUAAAUCAUUAAUUAGACAUUUAUUUACAAAGUAGGCCCACAAUCAACUCUCUUGUACUUCACAUGGUUUUGAUUUGACAGUUAAUGAUUUAAUUUAAAAAUAGAUAAUCAUGACUUUGUUUAUUAUCGUAACAACGGUAGCAACGACAAUUGAGUCUACAUUUUUUAUAAAACAGACAUAACUCCAUUCAGAAUGAAGUAAUUUAACAUAUUCCCUCUUCUUUAUCUAUUUUUUAACUCUUAUUUAUUAUAGAAAUCUUACAUAAUGCAUCUUUAAUCAUUAUUAACCUUAAAUUCAAAUGAAAAUCUUUUAAGAUAUAUACUGUACAUUAUCAGACUGUUAUUAUCAUGCAAAUUGAACUGAUGGAAGGCUUGUAUUGCUAUUAUAAUAUUGGUUUCUAUCAGAUUAAAUAGUAUUCAGAAAUUUAUUAUGAUAUACAUUUUCAAAUUUUUACAACUUUGCAUAUAAAUAUUGAUUAAAUAGGAAAUUAUAUUAUUCCUAUCAUUUAUAGGCAUUUAGAUUCUACACUUGAAAUUUCCUGGGCACUUUCAAUUUUGAAUACCGGUAUAUGUAUAAGAUUUAAAUAUAAUUACGCACAGGUGUGAAACAGUUAACUAUGCAUCACCCAAUGUUGUAGGGGUUGGUCUGAAAAUAAGCUUAUCCCUUUUUUCAAAUUCACAAACUAAAUUUUUAUCUUGACAUAGUCACAAGGGAGAUUACUCCUGUUUGGUUUUUCUCUUCAGCUUUAAAAUGCACUGUUGUCAUACAUUUUUAUACAUUGUUAUUUCAAGAGAAACUAGUCAAAUUUUUAGAUCUUCAAAUCAAAAACCUAAUAAACAUUUUAACAUGAUGCUACUUGUAUUAAUUGUACAUAAAUACUGAUUUCAGUAUAUAUUGGAAUUAUAAUUUUUUUUUUAAUUUACAAGUUAAAAGGUAAGCUAAGCAAUGCACAGUCAUCCUUCAGCAUCUUUUUACAAAAGAAAUUUUUAUUUUGCAAUUGAAUUUUCUAUUUAGCUUAAGCCGGCCUCCAUUCUGAAAUUCUCCCUGUCGUAUGUCAUUCUGUCUUGGCUAAUCAUUUCAUAACUAGGCUAAUUUUGGCAUUUCACAGUAAAUUGUGGCGUUAGCAGACAAUUAUAGACAUGAGCUUCUCCUCACACAGCAAUCAUAUCUGUGGACUUCAGUCUGGGAAGUAAAAAUCAACCCUUUGUGGCUAGCCAUAAUACGCCACAAUUGCCUAAGAUAGGAUUAAAAUUUUUGAACAUAUUCGAAACUCUAUGGUAUGCUAAAUUAUUACAUCUUAGCUAAAUCGUACAUUAUAUCACAUAUUUCCUAAAAUGGAACAAUGUUUGUACUAAUAUUAUCGCAGGCUACAAUGUACAAUGUACAGAUAUUGUGUGUAAUUGUAACAUACAUGUACCAACAUGAAAAUCACAGUGUGUGAGGUCGGCUUUAGUCUUCACCAUGAUAUUCUAUCUUUAUUGACAUUAUGUCUCUUUGUUUUCAUAAUUUUUUAUUAUCAAUGUUCGUGUGUAAGCUUUACAUAUAUUUCAUUUAUACAAAUAUGUUAUAUCGUCAUUCAAUGUCACUUAUUAUAAAUUGCAUAAUUAUCCAAUUUUAAUUAAUGGUAAUUGCAUAAUUGCUUAAUUGCAUAUUCAGUAUUUGAUGUACAUGUAUGAUUAUUUUAAUAUUUAUUUGUUAAAGAUUUACACUUAUUAGAAUUUGUAUUAAUAAAUAUUUUCUCAACAAUUAUACUAGGACACUGACUGUGAUCAAUCUUAAAUAGGUGUCAAGUCCUGAUGUUUCAUUUUAGCGAUAUCAGGGUUCCCGCGGUCCUUGAAAAUCCUUGAAUAUCCUUAAAUUUAAAAUUUCAUUUUCAAGGUCUUGAAUAUCCUUGAAUUUCGCGGAAAUAGGAAAAUAUCCUUGAAUUUCAGUUGAGAUCCUUAAUUUUGUUUCAAAUGUCUACAAUUCCUUUUAAAUAUGAGAUUAUAACGACAGUUGGUAAUGUUUUGGUUAUUUUUAAGAUGAAAAAUUGUAAUUUUAGGCUAAAAAAUGUCCUUGAAAAUCCUUGAAUUUGACGUAUAUUUAUCCUUGAAAAAAAUUUUGACGAAGUUGCGGGAACCGUGGAUAUAGAAUCCCUUGCAAACUGCAAUAUUGUUAAAAUUAAAUCUUUAAAAGGAAUAUCAGUCCAGGAAUGGUUCGUUUUCACUCUGUAUUUAUAAAGAUAUGUUGAAUUGACAUUUCAUCAAUCUAUGUUGCUUGUUAUGCAAGCCUUGUUGCCAUUUUGUUGGACACAAAACUUAAUGAUCAAUGAUAGUCCUGUUUUAAAUCUAAAUGAAUCCAAGCAGGGACAUUACAGUAUCUGGCAUUUUGUUUUCUUAAUUAGGAUAUUAUUUAGCAUUUUGUUUUCUUAAUUAAAUAAUCAAUUUGCGUAUUUAUUAGUGUGUAUUUAGCUGUGGGAAAUUUGAUAUAUUGACACAUCAUUACUCCAAAACUUCUCGACUGCCAAGAAUUUACCCAUCACUAAAAGUGCUGUAAAUGCGUGCAGACAAGAUCGUAUCUCAGUGUGAUACAGUUUGAAGUUUGGGAUAAAAGGAAAUACUCCUUAUAAAAUAAUCCAAAGGUAACCCCAAAGUAACCGAUUUGACAUAUAUUUGUCAUUGGAGAAUUGGUCACAUGAGGGAGCCACAGUGGUUCAGUGGGUAUGGCACUGGCUCGCUAACCCCCAGAGGUCUUCAGUUUGAUCCUUGUGUUAGUUGCGAAAUUCCUCAGGACUUUCCAGACGGGUUUCCCCUUGUAAGUAAUGCAGGGCAGAGUGUCUACUAAGGAACAAAUACUGUCUAGUUGUCCGGAUAGAACAGAAAACCAAAUUAAACAGGCUGUAUCUUUAUAUAAAUGACAAAAAAUUCUAAUAAAUUUAGCCAGGGUUGUUCCAGAUGGAGAACUGUACAGCAUUUAGGAGCUUUAAAGUUAAUUGAAAAAGCUUGGUUUGAAACUUAAUGGGGUGAUGGAGGGGGGGGGGCAUAACUUUGGGAUUUAGGAUUAAUACAUUCUUAAUUUUAAAAAGGUUUUACUUUAUCCAACCAACUUUUACACAAUUCUAUUGAGAGCUAUUACAUUGAGAUCUUCCUCUUUUCUCUGUUCAUGCUAAUGAUUAAUAUGUGUUUAUGUAGAUUUUGUUGAUGUCUUUGUAUUUAUAUUAUUUAUUGGUUUUGUGUUCUAUGUGUAAAUCUUUAGCUCUAUAUCACAACUUUUUGAAUAAACUUUUUACAACAUCA